Cyclospora cayetanensis is the source of this 741-nucleotide messenger RNA. RefSeq names its product NSFL1 cofactor p47 homolog. Gene Ontology annotation, molecular function: ubiquitin binding. Gene Ontology annotation, cellular component: nucleus; cytosol. The record is from RefSeq and is a predicted model, not a curated record. NCBI's taxonomy places the organism in Eukaryota, Apicomplexa, Conoidasida, Eucoccidiorida, Eimeriidae. Bases 1 to 741 code for a protein of 246 amino acids. Gene Ontology annotation, biological process: autophagosome assembly; Golgi organization; nuclear membrane reassembly. The transcript has 6 exons.
AUGGCAAUCAGAUCCUUAGCCGAUUUGAGGGGGUCUGCCGAUGACGCCCCCAACGAAAGCAGUGGGGGGACUUCUUCCUUUGCAGGGGGAGAGAGAUCCGGUUUGGCCAUUCAGAAUCCGAGUGCUGCCUUUCCACACGCCGUGCGAGGAACAGCCCCUCCGGGAGCACAUCGCGUCACGCUGUAUGCAAAUGGCUUUAGGGUUGAUGAAGGCGAAUUCCGACUCUUUGGAGUUGAGGCCAAUGACCAGUUCGUGCAAGAACUCAAGGCAGGAGUGGCACCACGAGAGCUACAGCAGGGAGGCAGGCAAGUUCAUGUACUGCUGGAUGACCGUCAUGGGGAAGUAUACACACCUCCCCCUCCCUCUCAGUAUGUGUUGUUUGGAGGCGAAGGACAGAGCCUCUCAGGAGAUGGCAGCUCCACAAUUCGCGCUGAGCCGGUGGACGUAACGCGUGCAGCAGCAGCAGCAGCAGCAGCAGCCACAGCAGCAGCAGCAGGAGAUUCAGAAGUACCUCGCACUCAGAUCGUGUUCCGCCUACAUGAUGGCCAACGCACAGCUCAACAGUUUCCCAUAAAUGCCACCGUUCAACAGCUCUUCGACUUCGUUGCAGUGUUGGCUCCUGCACCAGGGGGCUUCUCCUUACUAGACGGAUUCCCCCCUAAGCCCAUAUCCGCCCCCCGUGACGCGACGUUGCAGGAAGCUGGGCUCCUCAAUGCGACACUCUCGCAGAAGCUUUCCUAA